This is a messenger RNA of Carassius gibelio (silver crucian carp), 1580 nucleotides long. RefSeq lists its product as uncharacterized. The transcript is spliced from 7 exons. Lineage: Eukaryota; Metazoa; Chordata; Actinopteri; Cypriniformes; Cyprinidae. Gene Ontology annotation, cellular component: membrane. The coding region runs from base 125 to 784 and encodes 219 amino acids. The record is from RefSeq and is a predicted model, not a curated record.
CAGAGAAAGAACUUUGACCCUGUACUUCACGAAGACGGAGGUUCAUCUUAAAGUGAAUCCAUAUAUUUGAAUGUGUGUUGACAUAAUUCGCACUAAUUUAUAAAGACAUCUUAUAUACAGUAUAAUGCCUGAGAUUCCAGAGAAGACUCAGAACAUGUUUCAGGAGGGGCUACAUCAGGUGUUUUUUAAGGUGCGCCCUUUGCCCAGCCCUGUUCCAGCGGACGACUCCACAGCUGGAGAACUGAUGGAAGACAGACUGGUCCGCUGGUUUGGGAAAAUGGUCAACACCCGCCUUCUCCUGUCUGGGAUUGUUCAGAUUUUGAGUGCUGCCUUCUGUAUUCUUUCCACUUUCUCCUAUACUUGUUUGACUUUCAGCUGUUCUGCGUCUAUGACGGCUCCGAUAUGGUGUAGCCUUUUUUUUCUAGCCACGGGGUCACUUGCAAUUGAUGUCCAGAGGAAACCCCAAAAAAUCAAAGUCAUGACUCUGAUGUGCCUGAAUAUCUUCAGCUUACUGUUUGCAGUUUGUUCUUUUGUCACCUUCUUUAUUAAAUCGUCACUCAUGGAAAAGGCCACCCCUCAGCAGCGCAUUGGUGUGUAUGUGCUGAAGGGCAGUGGUUUCAUGUCCAUCAUCCAGUGCAUGUUAGCAGCCAUAUACAUGCUCUUUCUGAUUUGGAAAGGUAUCAAGUCUUACAGCACCCUCUGCAGACCGGACUACAUCAGCGUAAUACAGAAAUCAGAUGAGCAUGCAGAUCCACUGCUGGAAAACGAACAGUUCAGCAUUUAAACAGUUGGUGUGUGGAAUCAGGAAAACUUAUGCAAAAAAAAAUGUAUGGCUUAUUUUAUUUUAUCAAGAGAAUAAAUACAUUUUAAGCAUUUACACCCAGGUUUACUAUGACAAAUAAUAGUGAUAUUGCAAAAACCUGAUUACAUAUUUCAGUUUGUGCAAAUCCCAAGCAAUAAAUCUACAUAAUUUAUCUUACAUUUAAUGUAUCGUUUAUAUACAUUCAAUACAUAUUCAUGCCAUUUGUGAAAAUAACAUGGACCCCAAUCAAUGAUUUUGUAUAUUUAUAUAUUUAUGUACAAUUAUAUAUGGUUAUUAAAUUGUCUUAAGAUGUCCUUGUUGUGCUAUGCUGAAAGUCAACAAGACAACAUUAGAUUAAAAUUGACCAUGUUCACGUUCUUAAGUUUUUAAAGGGAUAGUUCACCCAAGAAUGAAUAUUUGAAUAUUCUGAAGAAUGUUGGAAACCAAACAGUUUCCGGUAGCCAUAGACUUCCAUACUUGAUUUUCCAUAGUAUGGCUACCAGCAAAUUGUCUUUUUCUGUUUAACAGAAGACAGAAAAUCUAGAGGGUGAGUAAAUGAUUACUGAAUUUACAUUUUUUGGGUGAACUAUCCCUUUGGGUGAACAUAAUUAGGCAAAUGAUUGCACAUUAAAAAUGUAAUAACUUUAUCCACUUCUGCCUCAAAUGACUUUAAUGCAUAGGCAGGGAAAAAUAAAAUCAGUAAUGUCUUAACCUACUUUUCUACAAUCACAUACCAAUGGAUUUGUUUUCAUUAUUUCCUCAUAAAUAUUCUGUUUUA